Messenger RNA from Kuraishia capsulata CBS 1993, 519 nucleotides. RefSeq lists its product as uncharacterized. Gene Ontology annotation, biological process: translation. Gene Ontology annotation, molecular function: structural constituent of ribosome. The record is from RefSeq and is a predicted model, not a curated record. The coding region runs from base 1 to 519 and encodes 172 amino acids. NCBI's taxonomy places the organism in Eukaryota, Fungi, Ascomycota, Pichiomycetes, Pichiales, Pichiaceae. Gene Ontology annotation, cellular component: mitochondrial large ribosomal subunit; ribosome. The transcript has 2 exons.
AUGUUUAAUCCGCUCAGAAUAGUGAACAGGAUAUGCGUCAAGGCUCCCCUCCAACUCCAGCGGUUCCAGAGUGGAUUGGCCCCUGCCAAGAAAAUGGUUGUCUAUGAACCACUUCCCAAACUGCGCCAGGGCAAAAGUUUAAUGCUCUACAUCAAAGAAGCUCAAUACAAAAAGUUUGACCCCAACGGAACUAAAAGAAAGAUUCUCGACAAGUCUAAUCCAGAGAAACUUAGAAGUGGGGACGUGGUGAGGAUCGUGUACAAAGAACAGUCUCCAGUCGUUGGAGCAGUGAUCGCCAUUAACAAGAGCGGUCUGGGAACUUCGCUGUUACUCAGAAACAUGAUAACUGGUGUUGGUGUGGAGUUUCACGUGCCGGUGUUUUCUCCCAUGGUGGAGAGAAUCGACAUAGUGAGAAGACCAGCCAAGUAUAAGGGCCGUACAAAGCACUACUACAUCAGAAACACCAGAUUGGACGUCGGAGACCUGGAGUCAAGUAUUGGAGUGAAGAGGAAAGUGUAA